AUAUUUUAACAAUGAUUGUGACAUCUAACUCAAUUCUUGAUUAAGAACAAACUUCACGCACAGCUGUAAAAAUAAUUUCUUCAUGUUUUGAAAAAUAAUUCAUUUUUCAACGAAUAUUUUAUAACAGCAAUUUUGAACAUUGAGUCUUCCCAAGGAGUAUUAUUGUUGAGUUGCCAUGAUAAAUGAAGGUCAUAAAUAAAUGUAUUUGUUUACGAAAAAACAUACUAAUAGAGUUGAAUCGUUUUGAGUUUCUAGAGAAAAAUCAAGCAAUCAGAAAACAAACAUUGUGAAUAAUUUAAUGGUAAAAUUUGGAAUGAUCAAAGAACAAGCUUAGCAUUUCCCGGCACAUUGCUUAGUAAUCUAAUUACUGACUUUAUAUUUUAAAUGAUAAAAAUUGAAGUCUCAACUGUUGGAGCAUAAUAAUAUUUUCAUAGACUUUAGACUCAGUCUAAAAAAUACAGGUAUAAACACGGUAGCUAAGAAAAUCUGAGCCUAUUGUAGUAUGAAAUGUUGUCAGACGAAAUACUUGAAAUAUUUUAGGUUUCUUCAUUACCUGACAAAAUUCAGAUAAGCUUCAUUGAUGGAAAUGUUUUCGUGUUUUUUAUCGCGAUUUGUUUCAAAUAAACAACAUUCAAUGAUCAAAACUGAAAAUAACAGUGUUAAAUAAACGUGUAAAUAUGUGUUAUUACGUAACUAGGCAAUUAUUUUACAGUUUAGUUCCUCGUUCGCACAUUAAAGACACUUUGUAAGAAGCUAUAAAUUCUUUUCGGCCUUGUAGAAGGAAUACUUAAUGAGAACAUUAAUGUCGGUAAAAAAGUUUAUUUUAAGAACUGCUAUCUUCUCACAUAGGAGUUUUUCAUACUCCUGAGUAUUCUGUUCCAGCCAGUAGAUCAUCAAGAUAAACUCUCUGUUUCUGCUCCUCCGUGCACAAUGAUCAACUCCGCCGGCACUCUCUGGUUGGCGAGCUGUAUGGUCGUCAUUCUCAUAAAUUCAACCAGCGGCAUUCAUAAUUUUAGAAGGCACAGACACAGAUUUGAAAACAUUGUUUCUUAUUCGGUUGCUGCAAAUUCUCCGAAAGAAGAAUGGUUCGAUCAAAAACUCGACCACUCUGACCCACAGUCGGGAAAAACAUGGAAACAGAGAUACUUCACCAACGCAACUUUCUUCACCUAUCAGAAAAAUUCUCCUGUAUUUCUAAUGAUUGGCGGUGAAGGACCCCUUAGUGAAAAGUGGAUGUCAAGUGGCGCUUGGAUUGAGUAUGCGAAAAAAUAUGGAGCCUUGUGUUUUCAAUUGGAGCACAGGUUCUAUGGUGAAAGUCAUCCUACCGAAGACAUGAGCAUCAAAAACCUGGAUUACUUGACAAGUGAACAGGCUCUGGAUGACUUGGCAUUCUUCAUCAAGGGCAUGACAGAGAAGUACUCACUGCUGAAGACGAACAGAUGGUUUGCGUUCGGAGGCUCCUAUCCGGGUUCCCUGGCUGCGUGGGCCCGCCUCAAGUACCCACAUCUCAUUCAUGCAUCCAUAUCCACCAGUGGACCUCUUGUGGCAAAGGCUGAUUUCAAAGAAUAUUUCGAAGUUGUAAAAAAUUCACUUGCAACCUACGAUGCUAGUUGUGUAACAGCCGUCCAUGAUGCUAAUCAACAUCUCGAUUCUCUCAUUAAAACUGAUGUUGGGCUCAAAUACAUCGCCAAACAAUUCAAGCUGUGCAAGCCAUUGAACGUUAAAAAUCCAAAGGACGUGCAAAACUUCUUCGAAGGUCUGGCCGACAAUUUUGCUGGAGUUGUGCAGUACAACAAGGACAAUCGACUAGGGCCAAAAUCGAAUGUGACCAUUGAAACACUCUGUGACAUCAUGAUGAAUGAAAAGCUGGGCACUCCUGUUGAACGCUAUGCCAGGGUGAAUGAAAUUAUGCAUGAUGAAUCAUGUAAUAAUUUCCAGUAUGAUUCUGAAAUAAAAGAGCUACAACAAACUGAGUGGAAUAAAAAUACUAGUGAAGGAGCUCGGCAGUGGACUUACCAGACGUGCACUGAAUUUGGAUUCUUCCAAACCCAGAGCUCAAAAACUGAUCUAUUUGGGCCACACUUUCCAUUAGAUUUCUUCGUUGGAAUGUGCAAAGACAUUUAUGGAGAGAGUUUCACGCCACGCUUAUUAGAGGAAGGUAUUAGCCGCACAAAUAUAAAUUAUGGUGGUUUGGACAUCAUGACCAGUCGAGUGGUAUUUGUUCAUGGAUCCAUCGAUCCUUGGCAUGCUUUGGGGAUUACGAUUUCAACUAACAAACAGACUCCAGCUAUUUAUAUUGAAGGAACUGCUCACUGUGCCAACAUGUAUCCUCCUUCUGAGAAGGAUUUUCCUCAACUGAAGAAAGCUCGCGAGGAUAUUUCUGAAUUGAUCGGUGUUUGGCUCAAUCAGUAAAGACAAUUUUCAUGUACCAAAAAUCACUAUAUACUUUUUAUAUCUAGCCAUUUACUUAUACUAGUGUUGAAAAUCAGUUUUACAUAAAGUUUUAUUUGUAAUA
This is a messenger RNA of Nilaparvata lugens (brown planthopper), 2515 nucleotides long. RefSeq names its product putative serine protease K12H4.7. Gene Ontology annotation, biological process: proteolysis. Gene Ontology annotation, molecular function: dipeptidyl-peptidase activity; serine-type exopeptidase activity. The coding region runs from base 931 to 2412 and encodes 493 amino acids. The transcript has 9 exons. The record is from RefSeq and is a predicted model, not a curated record. NCBI's taxonomy places the organism in Eukaryota, Metazoa, Arthropoda, Insecta, Hemiptera, Delphacidae.